AAGUGAAGGGGGCGGGACGGGGGGAGGGAUUUGGGAAGAGGACGGGAGAGAGCGGGGUGGGUCCUGCGCGUGACCGGGAGGGGCCGCCACUCGCACCAUGUUCAGGACUAAAAUACUGGUUUGAACUGAAAGCUACAGGCUUUGAAAAUAGAAGUAUCUGGUCAUCUUUGAACUGGAAGAGAACGAGUGAUUCCUCUGAGUCUGAAGUGUGAGCUUCUCCAAUAGGAUUUUGCCAGGCAAAAGUGCCUUGGAAGUUUCUCAGUACAGUGGAUAAAGGAAUGCAUUAGGACUGGGUGCUGUGUAGUCGGCUUGGAUUUCUUGGUAGAAGCUUUGUUUUGUUGAGGAGAUCUCCUGAUAAGGAGAUAUAAAGCUCUAUCUCCUUCCCUUGAGACAUUCAAGAGACCCAUAGACCUGCAAGGAAGAAGGCAUCUUGUACCUUCACUCAAGCUCAGUUUUGUAAUUAGAAACACCUAAAAUAAAGGCCACCAGGCCUUCUUCCAUUGGAUUGGAAAAAUCAAAGAAGAGUUGCUUCUGGAAAAGAGAGAUGGCUGAGCAAUUUCUAGUGGAGAGAACUCAUGUGAGAAGCAUGAGGCAGAUGUAAGACAACCUCAAGUAAAUGGCCACCUCUGUCUCAGCAGGGACCAAAGCAGUCUCUUGGUGGAAUUAUUUUUUCCUUUAUGAUGGUUCAAAGGUAAAGGAAGAAGGAGACCCAACAAGGGCUGGCAUUUGCUAUUUCUACCCUUCUCAGACUGCCCUUGACCAGCAGGAGUUACUCUGUGGACAGAUUGCUGGAGUUGUCCGCUGUAUUUUUGAAAUUUCUGGUUCUCCUCCCAGUCUUAUUCGCCUAAGGAAAUUGAAAUUUGCCAUAAGGGUAGACGGAGAUUACCUUUGGGUGCUGGGCUGCACUAUAGACCUCCCUGAUGUCAGAUGCAAGGAAUUCCUGGAUCAGCUGAUUGGACUUUUUAGUUUUUAUAAUGGACCCAUUUCUCCAGCUUACAAGAAUCAUCCUCAGGAAGAGCUCAGCAAAGAGUGGGAUAGCUUCAUCACCUCUAUUCUAAAAAAUACCAAUGAGCUGCACAAAAUAUUCAAUUCUCUUUGGAACUUGGACAAAACUAAGGUGGAGCCUCUCCUCUUACUAAAAGCUGCUCUCAUUCUGCAAACCUGCCAGCGAUACCCUCACAUUCUGGCUGGCUGCAUCCUCUAUCAGGGACUGAUUGUGAGUACCCAGCUGCCACCUUCGCUCACUGCCAAAAUCCUUCUCCAUCGAGCAUCAUCUCCUCACAAGAAUCUACCUGCAGGAAGGGACGCCCUUCAUGAACAUGAAUGUGCACUGCCGGCGAAUGUCCAGAUCACCCCUGUUUUCCUUACAGAAGAUGAAGCUGUUAGCCUUCGAGAUUUCCCAGUAGAAUGGAUGACAAGGUCUCCUGAAACUCUGGCCAAAGGCAAAGAGAAACCAGACUCACCGACUCAAGGGAGCCAGAGUCCUCCAGGACCUAGAGGAGUCGACCAUGGGGAUGACGAUUAUCUGGCUUGGAAACUGGCAACAGCACUGGUGGGUGACUCCGUUUGUCCAGAUGGUCCCACAGAAGCCUGUGAGGGGACAGGACAUCUGCUCAGCCAUAACUCAGAUAGCAUCAACCCCCCAAGAUUUCAAGAGCCUGCUAAGAGCCAGGGACCAGGACUCGGCACUAGCCCAGGGAAGGAGCCCGGGUUGCUCCAAAGGGAACAUGGGUCCUUCUCCCAACCUUCUGCAGUCCCCAGUCCAGGAGGUAAGGAGAUGGAGACAUCCUCAGUGCCUUUGGACUUCCCAAGUGUUUGUUCCCAUGAGGGUCAUGAUCCAUACCAGAACACCGUUAGUCCAGAGUCAACGGCAGCAGAACCUGGGUCACUAGAGGGAUCCCCUGGUAGUCUCACCUCGUGCCCUCCCAAGGAACUCAUGCAGACCCCCCUGGAAGGCCUCUGUGAAGAUGAUUUAGGGAGUCCCAGCCAGGUCUAUGCUCCCGGAGGAGGCCAUCUCCCCCACACGCCUGGCAGCCCCAUGGCCUCAUCUCUCUCAGGCUCCAAGCAUCUAAGACAGGAGGAGCUCUCUGCUGAAGAACAGGAUUCUGGUCAGCUUGUGGUAGGGGACAGCCCACAGGAGUCAGCCCAUGGACUGGGGGGCCGUUCUGGCUCACUGGGGUCUCAGGGCAGUGACUUCUCUACAAUUGGACCUGACUUGAGCUUCCCCUGGAGGAACCCUCAGCCCAUACUGGUCAAGAUGUACCUGUAUACUCACAGUGUUAAAGGGCUGGCCUUGUCCCUGCUGGCCGAAGAACCUCUGCUCAAGGAUGCAGCACUCAUCGAGGAUGUGUAUCACAGCAGCCUGGCGUCACUGAACGGUCUGGAGGUUCACCUGAAGGAGACGUUGCCCCAGGAGGAGCCUGUCCGAGCUACGUACAACUUUCUGCACUACGACAGCAUUCAGAAUGUUCUCACUGCCAACCUGCCCCAAGCACCCACUUCCCAGGAUCAACACCUUCUCCGGGCAGUCAGUUUGAUCCAUUCUGACUUCACCCAGCUGCCAACUCUGUAUGAGAUGACAGUCAGAAAUGCCUCCACAGCAGUGUAUGCCUGCUGCAACCCUGCCCAGGAAACCUAUUUCCAGCAGAUGGCCUCCCCGACUCGAAGCUCUGGUUUUCCCAGCCCCCAGGAUGGCAUUUUCUCCCUCCCUGGCAAGGCCAAGCAGAAGCUUCUGAAGCAUGGCGUGAACUUACUUUGAGCAGGAUGGAUGAUGGCUCCAGCAGAGAGGCUACUGAAGGGGCUCCUCCAGGGAGGCUGAGCUCCCGUCACCGUCUCUCAAGCCAGCCCAGGCCUGCCCUGCCCUGCCUCGGGCACGUUUGUAGGUUCUGGUGAGGUGUGAGGGAUCAGGCCUGAUUUUUGCUGAGCACUUCUUUUUCAGGGGUUUGGGGGUGUGGUGGGAAUAUUCCCUUUGAGACCAGCAGGUCCAGAGCCUUUGUGCAGCUUCCGUGGAUCUGUCAGGAAGGAGUGAGUCACCCAGGAGUUAGAGGCAGAGGCCGAGGCCGCCUGGCCUGCGAGCCUCAGAAGGUGCUGUUUGCAUUUGCUGCUACCACCGCCCGUUCUCUGGCUCCUUUUAAUCACUCUGUUGCAGGUGUAGCUUGGCCUCCUGAGCAGGCCUUGCUCCCAGGAGAAAGCUUCCUCUCCCCGUCUUACUGGGUGUGGUCAUAAUAGCAGCAGACGGUGAUGUAUUUUCAGCAGUUGGAUCAAUACGUCCACACCUGGACAGGGCUGUCCACUUCAAAGCUGUCACCUUGGGAGACCCCCCACUUGUUCCAGGGAGGUCACCAUUGCUUAGGUUAUUUGGGGCCUUCUCGAUGGAAAUAGCUUUCAGAGCCUGCAGCACAUUCUUUAAAGGUUCCCCAGUCAGGGCAAAUUCUUGAAAUAUGAGGAUACAAAUUCGAUUUUUGGAAACAACCAUAAGCCAUAUGGAGCCCCCGCUGGAGAGUAAGGUGGGCAAUCAGGCUGGGUAGUGCUGCUUCUGGUAAAAAACAGCCAUGAGCCUUGGCUGCAAAGUCGUCAUACUGUUGGUUUUCUCCGAUGCUUACGGUACAAACAGGUCCACCCCCUGCCCCCCAAGCCAUUUGGCACAAGCCUGUAUUGUUAAGUCUGGCGCUUUUCCUUUGGAGAAGGGGCCAGGGUGGUCCAGCUGGGAGGCUGCUGUUAGAGAAUCUGCCCCAGCUGACCUUUCUGGUGUUAGAAGCAAAACAUCUAUCCCAAGGCACAACCCAAUCUCUUCCAGCAAUACUUGGGAUUCCUUUUUGUUAAUCAAGACAUAAAAAAUUGUAAGGCGGGGGUGACUGGGUGGCUCAGUAGAUUGAGAAGCAGGCCUAGAGACGGGAGGUCCUGGGUUCAGAUCUGUUCCCAGACAUGGCAUUUAACCUCCGUUGCCUAUCCCUUACCACUUCUCUGCCUUGGAAGCUAGAACAUAGCAUUGAUCCUAAGGCAGAAGGUAAGGGUUUAAAGAAAAACUGUAAGACAGUGAACUGAUGUAUUAACUUUGAAGGCGCGCUGUUUAUUCUUAUUUAUAAACACCCAUUCUUAGGAAGCAAUUUGAAAUGUUACUAUAUCCCUAACCCUAAACAGUACACUUUAAUGAACAAGUUAGGAGUCACAAAUGUGUCAAUAAAUGUGCUUUGUGGACA
Messenger RNA from Monodelphis domestica (gray short-tailed opossum), 4199 nucleotides. It is a transcript of the gene HPS4, whose product is annotated as HPS4 biogenesis of lysosomal organelles complex 3 subunit 2. Gene Ontology annotation, cellular component: lysosomal membrane; cytoplasmic vesicle; BLOC-3 complex. Gene Ontology annotation, biological process: vesicle-mediated transport; melanosome assembly; protein targeting. NCBI's taxonomy places the organism in Eukaryota, Metazoa, Chordata, Mammalia, Didelphimorphia, Didelphidae. Gene Ontology annotation, molecular function: guanyl-nucleotide exchange factor activity; small GTPase binding. The record is from RefSeq and is a predicted model, not a curated record.